CGCUUUUGCAAGCUCCAUUUCUUACAAUAAAAACUUUUCUCAUCAACCCUUGUACCGAAUGCCCUGUUCUGCGAAAAGAUUGCAUGUGACGAGGUCCGAACCUUCCCAGUUGCGAAACAGGUCAGAGCGUGCCUUCCUCUCCGGAAGCGCGCGCGUACUUCUCAAGUUCAUCCUCAUGAUGAAGAGACUGCAACUCAUUGCUUAUCGAGCGACCCUCGGGUUCUCACAGGCACUGCCUGCUUCCGUACGCUUCAGACAACGUCUUUCCGAAGGUGCUCAGCGGCUGUCUCGUGUGGGCGCGAGUUCCUUCGCCACCAACGUGAGGAUGUCACGUCCAGCAUUUUCCAUCAGCGACGGGGACUCGAACCCGACUCCGAAUGGCAUGAGCAUCGAGGAGGAAACGCUCCCACAAUAUAGACCCGAAGAUUUCUUGCCAUUGCGCAUCGGUGACAUACUCCAAUCAACUUAUCGCAUAACUGCGAAACUUGGCUUCGGCACGUCAUCCACAGUUUGGUUGUGCAACAACAUAAAAACAAAUGCAUACUACACACUUAAAGUGUGUACAACUGGCGAGAGGAAUUGCAAAGAGAUACUCGCAUCCAAGCACAUUAAAUCAAUCCAGGCCGAGCACCCAGGCAUGGAAAGACUGCGGACAGUGGUCGAUGAGUUUGAGGUCUCAGGCCCUACGGGCCAGCACCAGUGUUUGAUCUUUGAACCACAAGGAAUUACGUAUACGGACUUCCGCAGGCGUUUCCCCAGUGCAGGGAUCAACAAAGUCCUUUUGCAGCAGAGUUUGCUCCUGGUAUUACUCGGGCUCGACUUUCUUCACCAAGUCGGGAUUGUACAUACUGACUUGUCGCCAAAUAACAUUUUGUUGGGAGUUGAAGACCACAGUGUAUUCCGGGCCAUGGAGACGGUGCAACAUGAGUCUGUCAGUCGCAAGCUGAAUUCAGGCGAGCGCACUAUCUAUCGAUCGCAAGCUCUGCCGGUCACAAGUGGUGCACUGAUCAUCUCUGAUUUUGGUGCUGCUCGCAUCGGUCUUCCUGGCCAGAGAUUCGAAGGCGACGUGAUGCCUAAUUUCUACAGAGCUCCUGAGAUCAUCCUUGGAAUGCCAUGGGAUUCGAAGAUCGACAUAUGGUCUGUUGGCGUCAUGGUCUGGGAUUUGUUUGAAGGCGGUCGCCUCUUUUAUGCAACGCGAGGAGGCAAUAUCAGUGAUGAGCAACAUCUUGCUGAAAUGGUAUCGCUUUUGGGACCUCCACCGAAGUCGUUCUUGCAGCGCAGCGAAAAUUGCAGCCGAUUCUGGGACUCAGAGGGUGAAUUUACAACGAUCGGUGUCAUGCCUGGCUACCAAAACUGACGAGCAUAAUAGGAAAUUGGAUAUGUGAAACAAAGAUUCCCUCCCAAUCCUUCGAGACCCGCGAACAGCGACUGGCCGGUGAAGAUAAGGCACUCUUGUUGGCUUUUGUGCGAAAGAUCCUGCG
Messenger RNA from Dissoconium aciculare CBS 342.82, 1481 nucleotides. Its product is annotated as kinase-like protein. Lineage: Eukaryota; Fungi; Ascomycota; Dothideomycetes; Mycosphaerellales; Dissoconiaceae. Gene Ontology annotation, molecular function: ATP binding; protein kinase activity. Gene Ontology annotation, biological process: protein phosphorylation; spliceosomal complex assembly; regulation of mRNA processing. The coding region runs from base 59 to 1357 and encodes 432 amino acids. The record is from RefSeq and is a predicted model, not a curated record. The transcript has 4 exons.